Vicia villosa (hairy vetch) is the source of this 1002-nucleotide messenger RNA. RefSeq lists its product as uncharacterized. The record is from RefSeq and is a predicted model, not a curated record. The transcript is spliced from 7 exons. Bases 1 to 1002 code for a protein of 333 amino acids. NCBI's taxonomy places the organism in Eukaryota, Viridiplantae, Streptophyta, Magnoliopsida, Fabales, Fabaceae.
AUGUCAAGGCCUGUUGAGAGAAUAGGGGCAGAGAUCAAUGAUGGAAAAGAGCUUUGGAAGAUUGUUGUUAGGAUUCACCACAGAUGGAAAGUUGUCUCCAACAACAAGGAACAUUUUGAAAUGAUCUUUGUUGACAAAUUGGGAGAUGAUAUUCAUGCUGUUGUUCCAGCACCGCAUGUGUCGGUGUUCACCGAAAAAUGCUUAUUAGGGCAUACUUAUGCUGUAUCUAAUUUUAAGGUGGUGCCUUAUGUUCUGGCCUUCAGGGCAUCGGGACACAAAUAUAUGAUAAAGUUUACUGCUGGAACAUCUGUUCUUGAUGAAGACAAACAUGAGAUACCCCCGAAAUCGAUUUUAUUUACAAGUUUUUCCGACAUCAUAACAGGGAGCAACAACAUGUUGAACUGUACUCUGUGGGAAUCAUACGCGGAUCAGUUCAUCAAGUUUAACAAAGUUAGAGUUGCUGCAUCACUCCCUACAGUUGUGUUGCUUCAGUAUGCCAAAGUGAAGGAAGAAGGAAAGUAUCCUCUGUCUGUGACAAACACCUACAAUGUGACCCUUUUAUGUGUUGAUGCUGAUUUUCCGGUCAUGAAAGACUUUAUUGAUAGAAUGCCUGAGGAGAGCAGGGUAACCCUGUCUGAACAACUUGGAGGGAAUUCCCAAUAUUCCUCCCAAAGUUCUGAAAAUCAACAGCUCACUCCUGUGCAAAAAUUGUUCUCAAAGGCUGUUGUUUUGCCUAUUGCUGAGAUUAUUCAACUUACGAAUGUUACAUUUUGUGCUACUGUCGCUACAACAAAAUUAUUAGUAGCAUCUCCGUUUGGAUGGUAUAAGAUUGAAAUUGAGGUUACUCACGGGGGCCAAAGCUGCAAUUUUGUCUUCUGGAAUAGAGAAUGUGAAAUGCUGUUCGGUUUAUCUGCAUCGCAACUUCGUAUCACUAUGAUUCAGGUUAUAUUUAUAUUAUGCAGACGAAUUAGAAUGUACUUUCCAAUACUCUGUGUACACUAA